Messenger RNA from Dibothriocephalus latus, 561 nucleotides. The record is from the annotation of a GenBank genome assembly. NCBI's taxonomy places the organism in Eukaryota, Metazoa, Platyhelminthes, Cestoda, Diphyllobothriidea, Diphyllobothriidae.
AUGACGCUUGACUCUUCAGAGGAAAAUCUAAACAUAUAUAGAGUCCACUUUACUCUCUUGUGUUGUUUUCUUCCUAAGAUAACAUUUCCGCUAAUAUAUGGCAUCAUAGUCUAUUGGAUGACGGACCAACCGGCCGAGUUCUCGCGAUUCAUGAUCUUCCUCGUGGUUUGCGUUCAAACCGCUUUGGUCGGGCAGUCCCUGGGCCUCGUUAUUGGAGCAGCUACGGAAUUAGAGGUAAUGGACUGUUGUUAUUCUGCGAAACCUGGUUUCCUACAUGAGGAAGACGGUAUUGAGCUUGCACUCGGACGCCUGCCGACCGAUCUCGACUGCGCCGAUGAUAUUUCGCUGCUAGCCUCAAGCUUUGCUGGCCUACAGUCUGAAGUGUCGCGGGUUGCCGUGUUUCUUGGCCCGGCGACUGGAAUCCCAAUCCUGCUCUUCUCGGGUUUCUUUGUCACUCUUGAUGCAAUUCCAAAAUACCUGCAGUGGCUUUCCUACAGUUCCUUCACACGAUAUGCGUUUGAGGGUGCCAUGAAGGUGACUGGACGGUUGUAUCUCCUUUAA